GAGGGGAGCGCCUCCCAAUCCAGAAACCUGCAAGCUCUCCACCCCCGGAAUCGAGGCACAUGUUUGUGGGCAGCCUCUAGGACCCAGGACACCCAGGAAGGUGGAAAGCAGUGCCCCGGAGCUCUUCGCUGCCCGUUCCAGGUCCCAGAAGCUGCCCCAGCGCUCGCAUGGCCCCAAGGACUUCCUCCCCGACGGCUCAGCGGCCCAGGCUGAGCGACUGCGAGUGUGCCGCGAGGAGCUCUGGCAGCUGCUGGCGGAGGAGCGCGUGGAGCGUCUGGGCAGUUUGGUGGCCGCCGAGUGGAGACCGGAAGAAGGCUUCGUGGAGUUGAAGUCUCCUGCGGGUAAAUUCUGGCAGACUAUGGGCUUCUCAGAGCAGGGCCGGCAGCGGCUUCACCCGGAAGAGGCCUUGUAUCUGCUGGAGUGUGGCUCUAUCCAGCUCUUCCACCAAGACCUUCCACUGUCUAUCCAAGAAGCCUACCAGCUGCUGCUGACUGAGGACACUGUGACUUUCCUGCAGUACCAGGUCUUCAGUCACCUGAAGAGACUGGGCUAUGUGCUUCGACGAUUCCAAGCAAGCUCUGUCCUGUCCCCUUACGAGAGGCAGCUGAACUUGGAUGGCAAUGUCCAGCGCUUGGAGGAUCGGAAUGGCAAGAGGAAGAGGAGGAGCUCCAGCUCUCAGUCCAUUAAUAAGAAGCCCAAGGCCCUGGAGAACCCCCUGCAGGGGGUGGAUAGGACACCCGAGAGCCUGGCGACCUCUAGCCCACCUCCCCGCAACCAGAACAGCCGAUGCCCAGAGGAGAAAUCCCAGGAGUCAAGCCCCGUAAAGGGCCCCAUGGGCCCCUUUCAGCUUCUGGGGUCCCUGGAGCCCUGCCCUGGGCUGGCCAGGGAGGGGGUGCGGUGCAGCCAGGAGACUGGCAAAAUGGAGAACGGGGUCAAGGGGGCUUGCAAGCCACGCUGGAACUUUGAGCAGAUCUCCUUCCCCAACAUGGCUUCAGAUAGUCGCCAUACCCUCCUGCUUGCCCCCGCCCCAGAGCUGCUCCCGGCCAACGUGGCAGGGCGGGAGACAGACGCUGAGUCCUGGUGCCAGAAGCUAAACCAGCGGAAGGAGAAGCUCUCCAGGCGGGAACGGGAGCAACAGGCAGAGGAGGCCCAGCACUUCCGGGAGGAUGUAAACUCGGAUCCCGAGGUGCAGCGCUGCUCCAGCUGGCAGGAGUACAAGCAGCUGUUGGAGGGGCGGCACCUGCAGAAGACCCAGAGCCGCCCCCCACACCCGUGGGACCAGCCUGUCUCACCCUUGCUGAGUCCCGGUCAGGCAGACUCCCCAGCCACAGUCCUUCAGCAUAUCUCUGUGCUGCAGACGACACACCUUGCUGAUGGAGGCGCGCGGCUGGUGGAGAAGUCUGGGGGCUUGGAGAUCAGCUUUGAUGUUUACCAGGCCGAUGCCGUGGCCACCUUCCGAAAGAAUAACCCUGGCAAGCCCUAUGUCCGGAUGUGCAUUAGUGGAUUUGAUGAGCCAGUCCCAGACCUCUGCACCCUCAAGCGGUUGUCCUACCAGAGUGGGGAUGUUCCUCUGAUCUUUGCCCUGGUGGAUCACGGAGACAUCUCCUUCUACAGCUUCAGGGACUUCACGCUACCCAGGGAUCUGGAGCACUGACCACGCAGCUCUGGCCGGGCCAGGGGUCUGCUCUGAGGGACCUGGACUGUCUGCUCUCAGGGACCAUCUCAGUUGCCUCCUACACCCAGACUCUGACCUGUAGCUUCAGAGGCUAGUCUGGGCCUUGGCCCUGGGUGUCUGAUGCUUGCAGGAGAGGGGAGCUUUGCCCCCCGCUACCUGGCUGCUGCAGCACUUCCAUGCCCCAGGCCUGAGAUUGCUGCCUUGCAGUAAAUCCCCUUGGAACUCAGGACUAGAUUUCAGAGACCAGCGAGGCGGGGCAGAAGAGAGGACUCUGUGCCUUUAAAUGAGAGGGUGCCUGCUUCUUGCGAUAAAGCCAAAGCCAUUAAAAAAUAGAUCCCUUUUUUGCUGUG
Delphinapterus leucas (beluga whale) is the source of this 2025-nucleotide messenger RNA. NCBI's taxonomy places the organism in Eukaryota, Metazoa, Chordata, Mammalia, Artiodactyla, Monodontidae. The record is from RefSeq and is a predicted model, not a curated record.